Pezoporus occidentalis (night parrot) is the source of this 2066-nucleotide messenger RNA. RefSeq names its product ankyrin repeat domain 66 (gene ANKRD66). The transcript is spliced from 4 exons. Lineage: Eukaryota; Metazoa; Chordata; Aves; Psittaciformes; Psittacidae. The coding region runs from base 160 to 708 and encodes 182 amino acids. Gene Ontology annotation, cellular component: nucleus. The record is from RefSeq and is a predicted model, not a curated record. Gene Ontology annotation, molecular function: protein binding.
CAUAGCAAAUGUUUGGCCUGAGCUGGCAGUUUGUUAGCAACAUCCUUGAGAAAUGCAACGUGGUUUUAUGUAAAAGUCCUUUGUUUAAAGGGCUGCACUUUGCUCCAGAUUUCCGUGACUACAAACCAAGCAUCACUGCACCUUUCUGAAGUGUGCAGCAUGACAGAGCUCCACGAGGCUGUGGCUGUUGGGGACUACGACCUGGUGGAUGAGAUUUUGAGGACAGGGCGCUGCGACCCGAAUCACAAGGAUGCCGACUGGCACGACAGGACCCCGCUGCAUUGGGCUGCUGCAAAAGGGCAAUCGGAGCUGGUCAAGCUCCUCGUGGAUCAUGGCGCCCGGCAUUGCCUGCGAACUGAGGUGGGCUGGACUCCAGCUCACUUUGCUGCCGAGGCGGGCAGGCUGGGUGUGCUUCGCACCCUUCAUUCCCUGCACGCUGCCAUGGAUGCAGCCGACCUCUUUGGUGACACUCCCAAGAAGGUUGCAGAAAUCUAUGGUCACCAAGACUGCUCCAGGUUCUUAGAAAGAGCAGAGGUGGAGAGCAGAAACUAUCGCAGGACAGCUGCAAUGAAAGGAAUCCCAUUAGACCAGGUUGAUGAAGACUGGAAACUCAAGAAAGAAGAGCUUAAGAGAAACCCACCAUGUUCCUGGAAGAGCUAUACAUCCUUUGCGCAAAAGAAAAGUCCCAAAAAAAGGGAGAAGCAGUAGUGUGCCCUGCCUAUUUGGUGCCACUGACAACUUGCAGUUGAGAGCAAUGACCCUGACAGACCUCAAGUGUACCUGCAGGGUGAAAUAUGGAUGAACAGGAGCAGAUGGCCACCAGGAUGCAUCCCUGUGAUGUACUGUAAAUACUCUUGUUCACAGUGAGCACGUACAAGUGCCUCUUUCUGUCUGUGUGUCUGUAUGUGUCAGAUCACAGAAAACUGCAGAGGAUGUUUAAAUACACUCUUAUAUUCGAAUUCACUGAAAUGUAUAAAUUUACAGAAAUGACAGCCGUUUCUUACAGUGUCUGAGAGGGAAAUGGUUUUGCCCCUAACUGAUUAAUGAAAGUACCUGGGACUGUUCUGCUCACUCUGCUGAUGUUCAUGGCCUUUGCUUAUUUGCUCUCAUCCUGAGUCACCAGGAGGCUCUGUAGGGACUUGUAGCUUCUGGUGGUGCCUCUCACUUUGAGAGUGGGGUGUAGUUGUUUCUUCUGGCGGAAGGAGAGGCGCUGAUGUUGACCUUUUACUCUCGUUGCUGCUUUCAGACAUGUAUGGCUGCCAAGACAGUUAGAGCACUGCCUUAUUUUUAGCAGUGCUCCCAGCCAUUUUUAUAUCUAUGCUCAUAGGAAUGCUGUGGAGCUGGUGCUGAGCUGUCCCUCUGCACUUCAACACUCUUCAUGGGAAAAUACUUUUUAACUGUUUCACUUCUCAAUCAUAAAGAGUUUGGAUUUGACCCAGAGCAGUUUUCCAUUCCAUGCUAGCAGUGGGCAGCCAUUUGUUUUGAGUUCUGACAUCUUUUAUGUGUCUGCUUCGCCUGCUCUUGUAUAUCUGCCUCCUUUCCCAUCUGCUUCCCCUCCAUUACCCAGACCUUGUGCUUCUGGAGUGCCUUAGUUACAGGUAUCCUUUGCCCAGCACUUGAGCACUGCAGCUGUAACCAACAGUGCUGUGAUCCAUCUCCCUCUUGCAGAUUUCCAGGGAUUAAUUCAGCCAUCUACACAGAGGUGUCUAAGCCAUGAGGGAUGCUCUCAAGUACCCAGACUGACCCUGCAGGUAUACAGAAGAUCUUGUGCUGUAGCUCCCAACCCCAUGCAGAUGUCUCGGGUACCCUAGGCAUCCCAGAUGAGUCAAGAUGCCUAUGGAAAAAAAGGCAAGCUCCCAGCUUUGUCUUGAUCUUAAGGUCCUUUCCAACCCUAACCAUUCAAUAAUUCUGUGAUUUGUAAUUCCCAAGCCAUGUGAGACAUCAACUCCAUUCACAGUUGGCCUGACUGUUGAACUGGUGACAGUGCAAGUGGAGACACAUACUGGACAGAGUACCUCUUUCCAUACUGACAAACUAAACAGUGCUGUUUCUAGCCCUGAGGCCAG